Molecule: messenger RNA, 927 nt
Organism: Sinocyclocheilus anshuiensis
Lineage: Eukaryota; Metazoa; Chordata; Actinopteri; Cypriniformes; Cyprinidae
Product: ras-related protein Ral-A-like
Exons: 4
Coding region: 1-531 (176 amino acids)
Biological process (GO): signal transduction
Cellular component (GO): membrane
Molecular function (GO): GTP binding; GTPase activity
Source: RefSeq, a predicted model, not a curated record
AUGAUUCAGUUUGUGACUUCAGAGUUUGUGGAAGACUACGAGCCCACGAAAGCUGACAGCUACAGGAAGAAGGUGGUUCUGGACGGCGAGGAGGUGCAGAUAGAUAUUCUGGACACGGCCGGUCAGGAGGAUUAUGCAGCUAUCCGGGAUAACUACUUCCGCAGCGGCGAGGGCUUCCUCUGCGUCUUCUCCAUCACAGAAUUAGAGUCUUUUGCAGCGACUGCUGAUUUCAGAGAGCAGAUUCUGCGGGUGAAGGAAGACGAGAACGUCCCCUUCCUGCUGGUGGGGAAUAAGUCGGAUCUGGAGGACAGGAGACAGGUGAGCGCAGACGAGGCCAAAGCCAGAGCGGAUCAGUGGGGCGUGUGCUACGUGGAGACGUCUGCUAAAACCCGCGCCAAUGUAGACAAGGUUUUCUUUGACCUCAUGAGGGAAAUUCGCGCUCGGAAGAUGGAGGAGAGCAAGGAAAAGAACGGAAAGAAGAAGAGAAAAAGUCUGGCCAAACGAAUCCGCGAAAGAUGCUGCAUUUUAUAGUGUCUGCGAUCAUUUACUCUCCUCCUCCUGCAUAUGUAGCUGUAUGUUCUAUAUGUUUGCCAGCUAAUCCUCACCUCGAUGUUUGCUGGUGUUUGUGUGUCAGAUUAGAUGAAGGACAGUCUGAUAGAGUUGAUGCAGUAGAGUCACAUCAGUAAUGUUGUCCAAAAGCACAGGACGCUGCUGGACUUGCGUAUGAAAACUUCCUGUGCAAGACAUAUGAGAGCUUUUUGAUUUUAUUUUGUGUCAGGUUUGUUUAAUGAAUUCUGUUCUCUUUUACUUUUUUUAAUGGCCACGUGUCUACCUGGAUUUAACAUCAGUCUCGGGUGAUCCGAUCUCAAAUAGACAACACUAAAUACAGCUGUUUUGUCCGAUUUUUUUAUGUUUUUGUCUCUUCUG